This is a messenger RNA of Ailuropoda melanoleuca (giant panda), 1593 nucleotides long. It is a transcript of the gene ZFAND6, whose product is annotated as zinc finger AN1-type containing 6. Gene Ontology annotation, molecular function: polyubiquitin modification-dependent protein binding; zinc ion binding; DNA binding. The transcript is spliced from 6 exons. Gene Ontology annotation, biological process: protein targeting to peroxisome. Bases 189 to 815 code for a protein of 208 amino acids. The record is from RefSeq and is a predicted model, not a curated record. NCBI's taxonomy places the organism in Eukaryota, Metazoa, Chordata, Mammalia, Carnivora, Ursidae.
GCCGCGUCCAAUCACAGCGGCCAGCCUCCCGUGCGGGGCGGGGAGUGUUCCCGGCGGCCAGUAGACGUGUGGGGGGCCGGACUUGUCGUUCAUGCUUGGUUGCAGUGGAGCACAGCUUCAAGUGAAGUUAAUCUGAGGGGAAGCAAACAGAAAAUUGUGGAGGUUUUGGUGGUGUGCAACAGAGGAACAUGGCUCAAGAAACUAAUCACAGCCAAGUGCCUAUGCUUUGUUCCACUGGCUGUGGAUUUUAUGGAAACCCUCGUACAAAUGGCAUGUGUUCAGUAUGCUAUAAAGAACAUCUUCAAAGACAGAAUAGCAGUAAUGGUAGAAUAAGCCCACCUGCAGCUUCUGUCAGUAGUCUGUCUGAAUCUUUACCCGUCCAGUGCACAGACGGCAGUGUCCCGGACGCUCAGUCACCGCUAGACUCCUCGUCUGCAUCCGUGCAGCCAAGCCCUGUAUCAAAUCAGUCACUUUUAUCAGAAUCUGUAGCGUCUUCCCAAGUGGACAGUACAUCUGUGGACAAAGCAGGACCUGAAACAGAAGACCUGCAAGCUUCAGUAUCAGAUACGGCACAGCAGCCAUCUGAAGAGCAAAGCAAGUCUCUUGAAAAACCAAAACAAAAAAAGAAUCGCUGUUUCAUGUGCAGGAAGAAAGUGGGACUUACUGGGUUUGAAUGCCGGUGUGGAAAUGUUUACUGUGGUGUGCACCGUUACUCCGAUGUACACAGUUGCUCUUACAAUUACAAAGCUGAUGCUGCUGAGAAAAUCCGAAAAGAAAAUCCAGUAGUUGUUGGUGAAAAGAUCCAGAAGAUUUGAACUCCUGCUGGAAUACAAAAUCCUUUGACCAUCUGCAAACUAAAAAUUGACUUGAGGUUUUUUUUCCUAGUCAUUGGGAAUGUAGAGCGAUGUGUCUUGCAUAGACCUUUUAAUCAUGCAUGUCAUCAGAAGAAUAGAUUUUUGUUUUUGUUUUGAAAAUGACUCUGAACAUUUAUUUCCAUUGCAGUUUCUGUGGCUGAAAAGACUUAAGUAAACUUUACAAGUAUUAUCCUUUUAAGAUCAUUUUAAUUUUAGUUGAGUGCAGAGGGCUUUUAUAACAAACGUGGAGAAAUUUUGGAGGGCCGUGAUUUUUCCAGUAUUAAACAUGCAUGCGUUGAUCUUGCAGUUUAUUUUCUCAUUGUGUGUGUACAUAGCUUUUCUCUGCAGCACGAUCUCUGUCGAUGGCGCCCCUCAGGGCACAACUAGUUACCAGUCACUGAAUGGAUCUUCAUCCUUACGGCUGCUUCUGGGUUUUCAUUAACAAAGGUUCUGCAUAUGUUAGCAUAUAGUUUCUUUGCACCCACUAUUUAUGUCUGAAUCAUUUGUCACAAGAGAGUGUGUGCUGAUGAGAUUCUAAGUUUGUGUGUUUUUAAAUUUUUUUGAGCGAGGGAAGGAAAGGCUGUAUGCAUUUCAUUGCCGACUGCAGGUUUCUUUCAGAUUACGUUCAUCGGUCUGUGUGUAUACAAUAUGAAGAAUGAUCUGAAGUAAUUGUGCUGUAUUUAUGUUUAUCCACCAGUCUUUGAUUAAAUAAAAAGGAAAACCAGAACGUUCCCUUGUA